UUAAGCAAUGAUAUUUGCGACGUUAAGGAGGAACUGAAGUGCAAAAGGAUAGACCAAGAAAAGGACCUUUCUCCCAAAGUAUUGAAUAAAGUAUAUACUGGCAUUGUAAAACGUUUUUUUCUUCAACACGUCUAUUCAACACAAAGCAUAUUAAAGAAAGCCCUCAAGAAUUAUCUUAACAAAAAUCUUUCUGAAUUCAUGUUGGGUAUAAGCGAAAAUAAGUUUACCAAUAAGUUUCACGGCAGCUGGUGUAGUCAACUUUUAUCAAAAAUGAAAAAUUAUCGUGGCUCAGCGUUGCAAAAUGUCCGCUCGUCUAUUUGGAAGGUCUUAGGCUGGGAAAAGCUCCCCCCACUUAAAAGUAACGCAGCACCCAGUGAAAUAAAUGAUUUCGAACAUGAUGGCCCCAGUUAUGAUUCUGUGAAAUCGAUUAUGAAUAAUGAACUUGCAGCACUCUCCCAUGAUGGUGAACCAGCACCAUCACAUCCUAAUGAUGCUGAACAUUCGAGACCAACCUCAGCCGAACGUGAAUCUGUUUCUAGAAGAUCUUCAGGUAUGCUUUCACAAGAAGAACAGGAUGAAUUAUUUGGGGCCGAUUAA
Ambispora leptoticha is the source of this 597-nucleotide messenger RNA. NCBI's taxonomy places the organism in Eukaryota, Fungi, Glomeromycota, Glomeromycetes, Archaeosporales, Ambisporaceae. The record is from the annotation of a GenBank genome assembly.